AUGUAUCGUAAUGCAUACCAACGAGGGAUGCUGACCAUAUUUUUUAGCGUCGGUUCUAAGCCUUUGGAAAUAUGGGACACACAUACUCAAGACGGUUAUAUUACACGGUUUUUAGAUCAAGACAUAAAGUCUAUGGUAUUAGAAAUACUCGGAACUAAUGUAAGUACAACGUACAUGACGUGCCCUAAAGGAAAAACUGUUUUAGGAAUAACUAUGCCUUUUCUAGUCAUGAUAGUCAAGAACUUGAAAAAGUACUUUAGUUUUGAAGUUACCAUCCUUGAUGAGACUGGAACACGAAGACGAUUUCGUGUUUCAAACUUCCAAAGUACUACGCAGAUUUUACCACUGUGCACCGUUAUGCCAAUAGGACUAUCAGAAGGCUGGAAUCAAAUACAAUUCAAUUUAGCAGAAUUCACCAGACGAGCUUACAACAAGCAAUUUGUGGAAGUGCAAAAACUCAAAAUUAAUGCGAAUAUUCGGCUCAGGAGGAUUUAUUUUACUGAACGACUCGUACCAGAGGAUCAAUUACCACCAGAAUAUAAGUUGUAUUUUCCUUUAGCAAAAUCAGCUAAAGCAAAGAAAGGAUCAGUAGAGCAUGUUAAGGAAAACGUUAAACCAUCUACAUCCUUGCAAAUUGCUGUAGAAACACCAAUUGAAGAGAAGAAGGGUAGCAAAGUUGACAUAACCAAACAAGGUUCUAAGGCUUCAUUACGUUCUCUCAGGAGAUCUACGUCGCAUGAGGUGAGAAUAUCACAAGAGAAGAUUCAGGAGGUUCCUGAAGAAAAUGUAUCUGUUUCAAAACACUCUUCAGAACGAACUGAGUCGCAAACGGUAGUUAAAAGUGGAACAGAUGUAUUUGAUAAGGACGAAGCCAGUAUAACAGGGAAAGAAAAUAUAAAUAAUGAAAAAUCAAGUGAUAAUGUGGAAAUUACGGAAAUCAUGCCAAAAAAGUCAGAAGAAUCGAAUCAGGAACGUGUUGAGGUAACAGAGGAAAUACAGGCUACUGAGGAAAUACAAGUAGCUGAGGAAACACAAGUAACUGAGGAAAUACAAGUAGCUGAGGAAACACAAGUAACUGAGAAAACACAAGUAACUGAGGAAACACAGGUUGCCGAUGCAGCCACAGAUAGUACUGCUCCACCAGAUGUUGUUCAAUAG
Molecule: messenger RNA, 1158 nt
Organism: Bombyx mandarina (wild silkworm)
Lineage: Eukaryota; Metazoa; Arthropoda; Insecta; Lepidoptera; Bombycidae
Source: RefSeq, a predicted model, not a curated record